This is a messenger RNA of Rotaria sp. Silwood2, 870 nucleotides long. The record is from the annotation of a GenBank genome assembly. Lineage: Eukaryota; Metazoa; Rotifera; Eurotatoria; Philodinida; Philodinidae.
AUGGAAGAAUUGAUGUUUCCAGAAAACUACCAAUCUAAUUUUCUUUGUAAUAUUGAAUCCAAUUGUUUAUUAGAUAAACUUGGUAAAAUGUCACCAAUAUAUGAUUAUCAAGAACAAAUAACUCUAGAUGAUGAUGAUUGGUUCACGAUUAAACAACUUAAUCCUGAAACUUUGUCAGAUAAUAAUAAUAAUAAUAUGAAUCUCGUAAAUGACCAAACACUAUCAGUAUUCGAUAUUUUGUCGGAUAAUUGUUAUAUUGGUGAAGUAAAAUCAAUGACUGAACUUGAUGGUACUAUUACUGCUUUAUUUUUACCUAAUCUAUCAAUUCAAGUUGCUCGUGAUAAAAACAAUACUUCAUUAACACCAGAAACAGUUCCAAUAAUCUCUUCUACAUCCCCUUGUGAUCAACGAUUAUUGACAACAACUACUACUACUACGAUUACUCAACAAAGACAACAACAACCGAAAAAACAUAUGAUGUCUAAAUCAACCUCAUCUUUAUCUUUUUCUACACAUUCAUCAACAUCAAUGACGAGUAGUAGUGCUGAUGAAAUGAGUUCAAAUUCGAAUGACUUAAAUGAAAUAGUAACCAUACAUCAUGCUACUGAAUCCAUGCAACAACUUUCUCAUCAUCUGAAAAAUAAUAGAAGUAUAAGUGACGAUUCAUUAAAUACUAGUAAUAGACGUCGUCGUAAAAGAACUAUCUUCAGUGCAGCUGAUAUUGAACAUCUUAAAGAAGCAUUUAUUCAAAAUCCUAAACCAAGCCAACAAGAUAUUGCUAUUUUAUCCGAACAAUUAGGUCAUGAUUCUUAUGUGAUUCGUGUAUGGUUUUACAACAAGCGUCAAGCAACAAAAAAACGGAGCGGAUAA